GCGCGCCAAGACCGCGACUACACCCUCUGCCAGCUGCAGCGGCACUGAGCAAAACGCGGGCUCGUACGCGGCGAGGAGCAAAACAGACGCUGGCAUUCGUCGCCCAAGUGUAGCACUGGAGCACUCACGCGCGUUGCAGCGCCCCGCGGCACGGAUGCUGCCGUAGCGCAGCCAUGCGCAUGGCCAUAGCCGCGCUCGCCACGGCGGCGCGCGCCGCGGCACCCAUAAAAGCGCCGCCGGCGUCGCCGCUCCAGCCCUUCACCGUGCGCGGCCGCUCUGUGUUAGUCAAGCGCGACGACCGCUACGCCCUACCUGGAGUUUUAUCGGGCGUCGCCGGCAACAAGGCGCGGAAGCUGUACGGGCUGUACAAGCGCGGUUUUGGGGAUGCGGAGGCCGUGGCCUCGCUAGGAGGCCACCAGUCGAACGCCUUCCCGUGCAUCGCGGCGUUGUGUCGGGCCUUCGACCUGCCCUUCUACUUCGUCUGCAAGCCGGUGCCGCGGUGGCUCCGCCAAAACCCGGCGGGCAACUACGCUAGGGCAUUGGCGCUGGGGGCCGAGCUCGUUCCUUUGAAACCUGAUGAUUACCGGCGGUGUAUUGCUGAUCCUGAAUGGCGGGCCGAUCUCCUGAAGGACGUCGCGGGCGUCUCAGAGGUCGCGUGGGUGCCGCAGGGAGCGGCGUCGCGCGACGCGGAAGCGGGCGUCGCCAUGCUCGCCGCGGAGCUUGUUGAUGACUUGAAAGAGUAUGCAAACGCGCGCGUCGUCGUCCCCGCGGGAACGGGCACGACGGCCCUGUUUUUGGCGAGGCAUUUGCGCGACGCGGACGUCGAGGUCUGCGCGGCGCCCUGCGCUACCAGUUCUAUCGAAUUGAAGCGCCAGAUGACUCUGUUGGACGACGCCUCGGGUUCCAUAGGCGCGUUUCCCACUAUCCUUGGGGCGCCGCCCUACCGCUUCGGCGCGCCGGAUAAACGCGUUUUGGCGACGUGGCGCGAGCUGGCAGCGUCAGGACUCCACGUCGACUUGGUCUAUGCGCCGGCGGCCUUUGAGACGCUCUUACAAACGGUGGACGACCGGCCCCAGUGCUACGUGCACUGCGGGGGCAACGCCGGCGUCGCCACCCAACUCAAUAGGUACCGCCACGCAGGAUUAUUAGGAGUAAAAGAGAUAGAAUAAUCAACUUAGAAG
Molecule: messenger RNA, 1181 nt
Organism: Pelagomonas calceolata
Lineage: Eukaryota; Pelagophyceae; Pelagomonadales; Pelagomonadaceae
Source: the annotation of a GenBank genome assembly